CGGGAAAUGUUGAGUGGGUGCUGGAUGAAUCGGGGAUUGACUGCUCUUGCCUGGUGAAAUCCAACUUGAGCGUCGAAGGUCUGACACUGAGAGCUCACGCACACAUGCUCUAGUAUCGACAGAUUGGGAGCGACGUGAGCUCACGUUACCGUGCCUACAAGCGUCCUCUGUGAGUGCAAAGCAGUCAAACGCAAAAAAAAGAGAGGAAACCGAGGAAAUCCCCAGAAAGGAAAUGCCAAUCGCAGCCACUGGACAGCCGACGACUCAAGAGCCCAGAGUUUACCCCCAACUGCCCUCCACCCCGGAGCCGGUCUCUAAAGGGGCUGAUUUAUUCGACGAGGCGGGGGCGGCGGACUCGGCGGAGCGGACAGAGUACGGGGGCGCAGAGGGGGGCAGAGGAGUCGGGGGCUAUAGUUAUAGUAGCAUUCGGAGCCUACUGCCUGCAUCCACCAACAGCUCUCCGCCGCAGUCUCCAGCUGCAUCCUCCUCUUUUCUUUUCCACUCGCUCCACGGCCACCAAAUGGCAAUGGAGCCCCCCAGGACUCGAUCGCGUUCCCGAUCUGGAUAUUACCAGCAGUAUAAUGGUGGGAAUGGAAUUACUGGCAGUGGAGUCAUAGGAACUAACCAGCAGUCGCACGUUGCCGGUGGUUGCGCUCUGCUUGGGGCUCACAGCAUCCACACAGAGAACCAGCAGCGAGCCCCGGGAAGUAACGCCUCUCCUGGCUUCCAGAGACUUCCCUCAUUUCCUGGAGCUCACCGCAUCCCGGCUGAAGGAGCCCCAGGUGGGUCCUACCACUGCCACCCAGAACAUGUUUAUGGGGAUGAAAGUGACAAGAGUGAGGAAAGCCCCAGUCCAAAGCGCCAGAGGCUGUCCAGUCAGGCUGUCUUAGAACAGCUAACCUCUUCCACCCCGCCACCAUCCACCCCUUCUCCCCCCAUCCGCCCCUGGGAGUCAGGACCUCCAAGCAGGAGAGUGUCUCACCCCCACGCACAGUACAACCAAGAGCGAUCUCUUACGCCUGCUCGCCACAGGCGCAGCCCCCCCGCCAGGCGUCCGCGCGGCCGCAUGUCAAGACCUUCUCGCCACUUGCCUCCUCAUCAGUCCUCUCCGCAAGGACCCGCACCCCGCCUGUCCCCAUCGGUUCUCCAGGACGAAAACUUACACCACAACCCACAUCCUUCACUCUACCCCACGCACACUCCCAGCACCUACAGUCAACCCCCCACACCUGGAACUGGUUCAGAGGAUCUCCGAGCUUUCCAUCCUCCCACCAUGUCCCCACGGCUACUGCAUCCAGCUGCACAUCACCACCAUCACCACCCUAGUCAUCACCAGCAGCAGCAUCACGCAACGUCACAGCAAGAGGCCAUGGUCUUAGACUUGCAUGAACAGCUCCAGCAGGGCAAUGUACCUGUCUCCUAUACUGUGACCCCAGUCGCUCCUCACGGCAUUGCAGCACCGCUGUGUAACGGUCACCUUCCCCCCAGCUGCUCUACACAACAACAAGUUCCUGCCUGCAGUGUGGUCUUCAGCACUGGACAGCACUACCACCCGAUGCUGCAGGCAUGUUCAAUGCAACAUUUGCCAGUCCCCUAUGCCUUUCCUUCUUUGCUGUCCAGCGACCCUCAGUUCCUUCUUCCCCCUCCACCUCAUCUCUCCCAUCACCCGCCACACAUUCACACCCAUGGCCAGUUCUUGCCUUUCCAGACCCAACAGCCACGAUCGCCGUUACAGAGGAUUGAAAAUGAGGUCGAACUUCUGGGAGAGCAGCUGUCGGUAGGUGGAGGUUUCGGCUACGGCCAUCACCACCACCAUCAUCAUCACCACCAGCCUCCCACUGCCCUCCCACCCUCAACACCACUCCACUUUCUUUCACACCAUGACCCCCUGUCACAAGAGCUCUUCACAAUGCCCUAUCCCCACUUCUUGCCUCGACGAUUCACCAGCCGGCGCUACCGCUCCCAGCAGACUGUGCCACCUUCAAGCUACCACCCCAGCUUUUUGCCUUACUUCUUGUCCAUGCUCCCUGUCCCGCCAAAUGUAGCUCCCACUAUCAGUCUUGAGCUGGACGUGGACGAUGGAGAGGUGGAGAACUAUGAGGCCUUGCUGAACCUUGCUGAGCGUCUUGGAGAGGCCAAGCCUCGUGGCUUAACUAAGGCAGAUAUAGAACAGCUGCCAUCUUACAGGUUCAACCCCAACAACCAUCAGUCUGAGCAAACACUGUGUGUGGUUUGUAUGUGUGACUUUGAGUCUCGCCAGCUUUUAAGAGUCCUACCCUGUAAUCAUGAGUUCCAUGCCAAAUGUGUAGACAAGUGGCUUAAGGCUAACCGUACUUGUCCUAUUUGUCGAGCUGAUGCAUCUGAGGUCCAACGGGAUUCUGAGUGACCAUCCCACCGCCCCACAAUCCUUCACUUGUUUUUGGGUGCACUAAACGGACAUCGUCAAGGACAUACAUUGGACCAGUAUUCCUUUGUGGCACAUCCCAGAUGACAAUGAACUGUACAACUAUAUUUUGCCCUCCACUGCGCUCUGCCUUGUGCGUGCACACUUUACAAAAAAAUUAAAAAUGGCCUUCGAGAACACCGCGUGCACAACAGACUCACAGACGCCGAACAGAAAAGACUUGUUUGAAAGAUUUUGUACUGUUUUCGUAACACAUUACAGGAGGAAUGGCAGUCCAAAGAUUUUGUGUGCACCAUUCUAGUGAAAUGUACUGGAAGUAUCUCCACCUCUGACCGCACAUUCUGUCCUCCCGACUUAUUUCAGUUGACGUACUCUGUUCAUUUUUAUUUUGGUGUGUGUAUUCUGGCAUUCCUCCGAAUGAGAUCAGCUUGUGUGGGGUAACAAAAAUAUUGUGCACUGUGAGUGAAUGCUGGGGAGACCGACUUUGCAACGGCAAAUAAUAUACUUUUUGUGUGCCUGCGUGCUUCUUUCUGUAUGUAUGGAGUCCCUUCCACAACAGCCCACAUGCAUAUACUAUGAUCUCUGUAAGGCCAUUGCCCCUAUGCUAUAAUGUAACUCCUAUUCACCCAGGACAGGAUUUGUGAUGUAACAUAUCACUAUUAAUCACACGUCAUUUGUCUCCAUAUGGCAACCAAACGCAGGCCUUACACAAAAAGUGCAUCAGAGUUGAUGGAAAUUGAUUUUUAUUUCAGUUGCAGUGCAAUGUUACCAUACGAGGAUGGAGCAAAUGUCGUUUUUUGUAGAUCAAAAAUCAUGUUUACUGAAAGUUGUUUUCUUACGUACCAGUCAUGUCUAUGGAAAAUAGUUAUUUUGUUUUACCCUGUGUAUUUAAAGGUGACUGGAUGUAUCUUUUGUGUUUUUGAAAUGUUUUGUUUAAUG
Messenger RNA from Entelurus aequoreus (snake pipefish), 3343 nucleotides. RefSeq names its product ring finger protein 38 (gene rnf38). The transcript is spliced from 13 exons. The record is from RefSeq and is a predicted model, not a curated record. NCBI's taxonomy places the organism in Eukaryota, Metazoa, Chordata, Actinopteri, Syngnathiformes, Syngnathidae. The coding region runs from base 233 to 2386 and encodes 717 amino acids.